GAAAACAUUAAGAUCUCUUGUAGUCUCAUACGGUAGAGGUUGGCGUUGAUAUUGGACGAAUCAUAUUAUAAAUUAAGCAUUAAGAUGGAAGAACACGUAAAUUUUGCUAAUCUUGAAGAAUUUGAAAUCAUCGAAGCUUGUGAUAUAGAUAAGAAUAUAAACAUUUGCGAAUUAUUGAGGACGUUUGCAGGAAGCACCUACUAUGUUGAUGAGGAGAAUAAGCCGAACCGCCAUCUCGAUGCCGUGAUCGCUAUGAUGGAGAAAGAUUACAAAGUUGCGAAAAUUUCCAACAGCUCUGGCAAUAAAUGCUUCAACUACCCCAUGGUCAUUCCCAUCAUGGAGUCAGAUCGUCACGCAACAGUAACCAUCUUCGAAGACCAAGAGAAUAAAACUCCUUCGUUCAACGCCAAUCAGCUGGAAGAUCUGUUUGAGGAAGCUAAAUUAGCAAGAUGUAGACAAAGGUUUCCUGUGCCUGUCAUUUUAUUCAAAGGCCAAUUUGUAUGCCGCUCGUCAACUGUAGCUAGCGUUCCUGAAGUAUGCUAUCGCGGAAGUUUUGCUUCCUCUGCCAAGGACGUUCUUAACGUUCUCUGGGAGUUCUUGUACCCCAGCGAAGAAUCACCUCCAGAGGUUUCACCAGAUGGUGAAAAAACCGAGUCCCAGAUACCUCCUUACUGCGAAAAAGUACGCAACGAAGACGUGAAGCUUUUAAAAGCGCUGAACGUCAAAACUAUUGUUAACAUCAUGGUAGAAAAACGGAAAGUCAAACUGGGCAUGUAUAUGAGUGCAUCCGAGACAGUUGAUGCCGAAAGGUACUCGAGCUUUCGAAUGUUAAGCAUGCCUUAUCCAGGCUGUGAAUUCUUCACCAAGUUCCACGAUAAUCUAUAUAAUUCCGAUGGUCUAUUUUAUAACUGGAAGGAUCCAUCAAAUAACGCUGAGAUAUCCGUUCCUGACGACAAAGUUUCUAAAAGUCUCUAUUAUAUUAUCUGGGAUUUUUAUAAGAAAUGGGACCUUACAGUGAUAACACAGAACUACAUGAAAUAUUUAAUUAAAAGAUUACAGAAUGAUAAUGACGGGGGAUUGCUUCUUCAUUGUAUCAGCGGUUGGGAUCGCACUCCUCUCUUCAUUUCAUUGAUUCGAUUGAGCUUGUGGGCGGAUGGGCUCAUCCACGAGAGCUUGGACGAAUAUGACAUGGUUUAUUUUACCCUUGCCUAUGACUGGUACCUAUUUGGACACCACCUGAGCGACCGUCUGGCCAAAAACGAAGAAAUUAUGAUGUUCUGUUUCGAUUUCCUCAAAAAAAUCACCGGGGACGAAUUUUCAGCAAAAUCAAAGAAGAGGUGUUCUGAUUCCCGUAGCUCAGCAGCGUCCAACGACUCAACGACGGAACAAGGGGAUGUAAUGACUCAGAGUCGUUAUAACAGACUCCGUUCUGACAUUAAGGACGCGUCACAGGAUCAUGACUUAGUGGAUGUCGCCAGUGAGUCAGCAGAAGAACCCCAACCACCUAUCAGUUUUGUAGCAGAUGACGAAGUGCGGAAACUGCGUAGAUAUAAUGAAACAAUGGCUGAUCUAUUUGCUGCCGAAGCAAGGGAUAAUGGCUCCAGGGGGUAUGUCUGCGGAGAACCAGGUGGCAGCACAAACAAUCGAUUGAGUCCGGAAGGUGCUCGUGCACGUGUAUCAUCACCUGUGUCUAUGAAAAGUCCAAAAAAGAGACAAAGAACAACUAGCUCUGCCAGUAAUGACAGCAGAAGAGAUAGUUGGCAGUGCAUUAAUGAGAAUGGAAGCCUGGAACAAGACUCGAGUAUGAAAUCUGUGAGAGCACACAAAUUGACAACAGCGAGGAAGAUAUUUUUGUCUUGCUAUCAUAAAACUGUGAAGGGUGAAUCGUAUGGACCUCCAAAAAAAGGUGUUAUAGAAAAAACACUUCUCUAUUUGCGCAGCUUUUUUGAAACCCCCUUAGGCUCAGAACCGGAUCCUACGGAGGAAUCUUCUAAUAACGACCAAGAAAAUGACGAAUAAGCCUCAAUAGGCAUUUUACAAUUUUUUCGUUUGUAUUGUCCCAUUUCUACAUUUUAGUAUUGUAUCUUCGUGUAAUUUUAAUUUGGCACAAUAUUGGAAUGUUCCUAUUGCGAUACCUGUUGAUAUUAUUGUAACAGUUUUAAUUUAUCUUAAAAUGUUGUGUAAAAUUAGUGUGUCGUCGUUAUGUAAUAUUGACUUUUAUAAUUUGAAAGCAAAAAAUAAAAAGUAUGAAUUGUGA
Messenger RNA from Sitophilus oryzae (rice weevil), 2257 nucleotides. RefSeq names its product myotubularin-related protein 14 (gene EDTP). Bases 85 to 2019 code for a protein of 644 amino acids. Gene Ontology annotation, biological process: dephosphorylation. The record is from RefSeq and is a predicted model, not a curated record. The transcript has 7 exons. Lineage: Eukaryota; Metazoa; Arthropoda; Insecta; Coleoptera; Curculionidae. Gene Ontology annotation, molecular function: phosphatidylinositol-3-phosphate phosphatase activity.